Molecule: messenger RNA, 429 nt
Organism: Malania oleifera
Lineage: Eukaryota; Viridiplantae; Streptophyta; Magnoliopsida; Santalales; Ximeniaceae
Exons: 1
Coding region: 1-429 (142 amino acids)
Source: RefSeq, a predicted model, not a curated record
AUGAAUCCUCCGGCCUUUUCAGGAAGUGCAGACCCGAUUAUGUUAGAGAAUUGGAUACAAGAGAUUAAAAAGAUCCUGACACUACUACGCUACACCGAUGAGCAAAGAGUUAUGUAUGCCACGUUCAGACUGAAAAGGGAGGCUGAGCGUUGGUGGUCUACAGUGAGGCUCCUAGAGGAGCAGAGACCUAUACCAAUAGCCCUGACUUGGGGAAGGUUUAAGGAGAUCUUUUUCGACCGUUAUUUUCCCUCCUCCGUCAGAGAUGCAAAGAUGGAGGAGUCUUUGAAUUUGACUCAGGGACAUCUGACAGUGCCACAGUAUACUGCUAGAUUUGUGGAUCUAUCUCGUUUUGCCCCAUUCAUGAUCCCAAAUGAGUUCAAGAAGGCACAGAAAUUUGAAAGAGGGCUAAGACAGGAGAUGUAUGAGUAG